AUGAUGGAGCAAACGAUCACUUUGCUGCGAGAGCCACCAUUGGCCGACACGGCCGCUCCAGCACAGAAACGCCGGAAGCUCCGCAAGGGCACCCAGAGCUGCUGGGAGUGCAAGCGGCGGAAGGCCCGAUGUACUUUCUCCAUUGACACCCCGGACACUUGUGAUGGAUGCAAGCGCCGCGGAAGCGACUGCGUCAGUCAGGAGACCACAGACGAACCACCGCCUCCUGCUGGAAGCAACAAACACAUCGUGGACAGACUUGGCCAUGUAGAGGCUCUAGUCGGACAAUUAGUCAAGGCCGCACGUCAGACCGGCAGUCUUGACCUGCAAAGAACUCGUCCAUGGGGUUCUAGAGAAGAACCAAGCUCGCCGGAGUCGCCAGUUGAUCCAUCUGGCAGUUGCGAUCAUCACUCCUCGCAAUCGAGUUUAAGCGGAUCAGUUGAUCUCCAUCAACAUUCUUCGGAGAAAGACACUUCACAAACUUCUGUUCCGUCCCAAGACGACGCCAAAAAUCCAGAAUCACAUGAUGAUCUGUCUAAGGGGCUCCUCAAGGCAUGGCCAAAACAAAAGGACUUGGACAUUAUCCUGGGGAUACCAGUACAGACAUCGCAGAUCAUUCGAGCCGUAACUUGCACUAGAGUGGACACAAACGGCUCGGAGCUCCCGUCACCAAAAGCCCUCCUUCAACUACCGCCGCCUGGGUCACAUCCGACUCUGAUCGCCAGAAAGCUUCUCGUACUCGCCACUUUUCUCCAAGGUAUACCGGAGUCGCUCGCCCAUCAUUUGAACAAUCUCAGCACUUCAUACGAAGAGAUCAUGAGCCAAGCUGUGAAAACAGUCCACAAACUGGUAACGAGCAAUGACGAAUUGGUAACCUCGCUCGAGGGCAUCGAGUGUAUCUUGCUCGAGGCCUUGUACAAGAAUUACGCGGGAGAUCUGCGACAGUCUUGGCUUGCCGCCCGUCGCGCCAUUACAAUCGCGCAGAUGCUGGGCAUGGAUCGGGGCGUGACCCCCUUGUCUCUGUCCGGCUCUACGAUCGAACCCGAAGACAUGUGGUUCCGGCUGGUUCAGUUCGACCGCUACAUCGCUCUCAUGCUGGGUCUGCCUCACACAUCUGUUCGAGACAGCUUCGCCACCCCAGAGGUUCUCGAAAACCACACCGCCUUAGAACGCUUGCUGCGUCUUUGUUGCGUCGCCUGCGGCCGAAUACUACAGAGGAGCUAUGCCGACAUGUACGAUCCCGAAACUACCAAGGAGAUAGACAAGUUACUCCAAGACGCUUCGACCGGUAUGCCGGCUCAGUUCUGGGUGAUCCCCACGAUUCCGUCAUCAAACGAAGUCAGCAAAAUCCGUGAAACGCUACGUUUCAAUUAUCACUUUAUGCAUUAUCAUCUCCUCUUACAACUCCAUCUACCAUACCUGCUGCGACCGAGAAGCGAACAACAGUAUGACUACAACAGGAUGACCGCCGUGACGGCAAGUCGCGAGAUGCUGUCGAGGUUCAUGUCCUUUCGCACGUUACAAGCUGCGCGCUUUUACUGCCGAGGAAUCGAUUUGAUCACUUUUCUAGCUUCAACGGCUUUAUGCUUGGCGCAUGUCUGUGAUCGGAGUCAGACUAAGGCCGAUGACAACGGGUUUCAUUUCCUCGCGCACCAGCGGUUGAGCGAUCGCGGCAUUUUGGAGCAGGUUUUAGAGACUAUGCAAAGUAUUUCGCAGUCGAAGAACGAUACCAUCUCGAAGAGGGUUGUCGGGCUACUUCAGUAUCUCCUGGUCAUCGAGGAAGACGCGGCAGCAGGGACCAAACAGCGGAGUCUCUCAUCUAGAUCAGGUCAUGUCGGUAACCGGUGA
Colletotrichum karsti is the source of this 1848-nucleotide messenger RNA. RefSeq lists its product as uncharacterized. Bases 1 to 1848 code for a protein of 615 amino acids. The record is from RefSeq and is a predicted model, not a curated record. Gene Ontology annotation, molecular function: zinc ion binding; DNA binding; DNA-binding transcription factor activity, RNA polymerase II-specific. Lineage: Eukaryota; Fungi; Ascomycota; Sordariomycetes; Glomerellales; Glomerellaceae. Gene Ontology annotation, biological process: DNA-templated transcription; regulation of DNA-templated transcription. The transcript is spliced from 3 exons.